Volvox carteri f. nagariensis is the source of this 194-nucleotide messenger RNA. RefSeq lists its product as uncharacterized. The record is from RefSeq and is a predicted model, not a curated record. The annotation marks the transcript as partial. The transcript has 2 exons. Lineage: Eukaryota; Viridiplantae; Chlorophyta; Chlorophyceae; Chlamydomonadales; Volvocaceae.
AGCUGCCGCCCCAAGUACCGCCCCCAGGCCCGCCGCCGCUGCCGCCGCCGCCGCUGCUGGCGCCAGCAUUGACAUCGCCUGCCUCGUUAGAUUUCUGGGCGGCGGAGGCGGAGGCGGCUGCGCCGCCGCCGCUGCGGCGCAGCGGUGCAGAGGCAGGGCCUAUCCGCACUUCCUCAUCCCCCAUUCCCGGAUAA